Caenorhabditis remanei is the source of this 573-nucleotide messenger RNA. RefSeq lists its product as uncharacterized. The record is from RefSeq and is a predicted model, not a curated record. The coding region runs from base 1 to 573 and encodes 190 amino acids. Lineage: Eukaryota; Metazoa; Nematoda; Chromadorea; Rhabditida; Rhabditidae. The transcript has 3 exons.
AUGACACACUCUUCUAUUCUAGUAGUUUUCUGCAUUGGAAUUGUCAAUCUGAGUCAUGCCACUAAUCGAGAUUCAGUUAUGGAUAUGGUUAUAACGAAACUAGGACUCACUUUUUAUACUCAAGCACAACUGACAGUUAUAGCCAAGUGCUGUGAGCCUCAAUUCUAUGCAACCCCUAACAACAACACUGCAAUUUUGUCAGUUGCCAAGAACUGUGUGCUCCAAAACUCUGGAAACAAAGCUGUGCAGGCUUUGGCUCUUUAUAACAAUGUUGUUCAAGAACUGGUUCCACCGGUUGUCGCUCUAACUGAUCCACUGGUAAAACAAGUGAAGAAAACACUUUCUGACUGUAAAUCAACGAAUACUCAAACUGGAGAUGCAAAACAAGAAGCAUGUAUUCAGAAGGUUUACGGUGUUACAUUGGCUGCUCUCACAUUGAAAUACGUGGAUAAUGUAUGCACACAAAUUGUCAAUGAAAAUGUGUCACCUCAAGAAUGGACAUGUGGACUGAAAUAUAUUCCAAGUGUGCUGACUUUCAGUAAAUAUGCUUGUUCCAAGAUUGUCAAAAAUUAG